Messenger RNA from Saccharomyces eubayanus, 222 nucleotides. RefSeq names its product Dpc7p (gene DPC7). The record is from RefSeq and is a predicted model, not a curated record. The coding region runs from base 1 to 222 and encodes 73 amino acids. Lineage: Eukaryota; Fungi; Ascomycota; Saccharomycetes; Saccharomycetales; Saccharomycetaceae. The transcript has a single exon.
AUGAAUUCUAAUAUUUUGAGAUCGUUACAAAGGACAGGUAGAAGGUUUGCUUCAUCAAGGGAUUUUGAACCUGUCAUUGGAUCUAAUCCAAAAAAACAGACUACGCGACUGGUGGCCGGCUCAGUGGGUGUUAUGAUCCCACUAGCUCUAUAUUUAUUUUAUAAAAACGAUAGCAAACAUAGUGAAAUCAAGAAAAUAUAUCAAAAUGAGAAGAAAAUGUAG